CGCUUAGUCGGACGGCAGGCUGUAUGUAUUUGUAUUGUAGAAUAGAUGUGCAGCCACUGUGUAAUCUUUUGCUUACACGCAAGUGUGGCCUGCUGGGGACUAUAUACAUAUGGAGGUGAAGGUGCAUUUAUUUUGUGUGGAGUUUUGAAAUGCAAGGGACGGUAGACGCGGGCAGUAAUGCGAAGAUAGCUUAAGAUCCAAUCAGUAAACUUCUUCAGCAAAAGACCAGAAUUCAACAUGCCGCAGGCUCAGGUGAACACUUUCGGACCCGUGGACUACGUGGUGUUUGCUGGGACUUUGGUUGUCUCUGCCAGUAUAGGUAUAUACCAGGCUUUCACCGGCGGACGUCAGAAAACAACAGAUGAAUUUUUGAUGGCCAACAGAAAGAUGGGGGCAAUACCCGCAGCCAUGUCUUUGCUGGCCAGUUUCAUGUCCGCCAUAACGUUGCUAGGGACUCCGAAAGAGAUGUACGUUUACGGGACUCAGUAUUUGUGGAUAGCCUUUGGUUAUGUUUUAGUCAUGCCUGUUGCUGCGCACAUAUUUCUACCAAUAUUCUUCCGAUUAAGAGUAACCAGUGCUUACGAGUAUCUCGAGAUGCGUUUCAACAAAGCGGUGCGUGUAGCCGGAUCUCUCACUUUCAGCCUACAGAUGAUCCUAUAUAUGGCAAUAGUUUUAUACGCACCGUCUUUAGCGUUGGAACAAGUGACGGGUUUGAAUCGCUGGAUUGCCGUUGCUUCAGUGGGCGUCGUCUGCGUCUUCUAUACAAGUAUUGGCGGGAUCAAAGCUGUAAUGUGGACAGAUACAUUCCAAGUCUGUAUGAUGUUUGCCGGACUGCUAGCUGUGCUCAUUCAGGGUUCCAUAGGAGUCGGAGGAUUCGAGAACGCUUGGAGAAUUAACAUUGAAGGAGAGAGAAUAAAUUUCCUCGAUUUUAACCCCGACCCACGUGAGCGGCAUACAGUGUGGACGUGUGUAUUUGGAGGGUUCUUUACCUGGCUGGCUGUGUACGGUGUUAACCAGGCUCAGGUACAGAGAGCUCUCACAGUGGUCGACCUCAAGAGAGCACAGAUAGCCAUGUGGAUAAACGUGCCAGGUUUGAUCGCCAUUCUGAUCAUCAGCGCCAUGUCCGGUAUCCUGAUCUAUGCCCACUACUUCGACUGUGACCCAAUGACAAAUAAAGACAUUUCUAAUUUAGAUCAGUUACUGCCGCUAUUCGUAAUGGACAAGCUUGCCUUUGUGCCUGGUUUGCCUGGGCUAUUUACUGCCUGCCUCUUCAGCGGAGCGCUCAGCACCCUAUCGUCUGGUCUGAACAGUUUGGCAACAGUCUGCACGCGUGAUCUGUUCCAGGAAUUCUGCUGUAAACAUAUGUCUGACAGUAGGGCGACUUUGACGUCUAAAAUCAUGUCUUUGGUAUUCGGUUGUAUCGUAAUCGGCUUGACAUUCGUGGCGUCUCAGUUAGGGGGUGUGCUGCAGGCUGCUCUUGCGUUGUUUGGUAUGAUCGGUGGUCCUCUACUAGGAGUUUUUACUCUGGGAGUUCUUUUCCCUUGGGCUAACUGGAAGGUAAGGCACAUUGUAGACUACUAG
Molecule: messenger RNA, 1581 nt
Organism: Lingula anatina
Lineage: Eukaryota; Metazoa; Brachiopoda; Lingulata; Lingulida; Lingulidae
Product: sodium-coupled monocarboxylate transporter 1
Biological process (GO): sodium ion transport; transmembrane transport
Cellular component (GO): membrane
Molecular function (GO): symporter activity
Source: RefSeq, a predicted model, not a curated record